This is a messenger RNA of Mesorhabditis belari, 372 nucleotides long. The record is from the annotation of a GenBank genome assembly. NCBI's taxonomy places the organism in Eukaryota, Metazoa, Nematoda, Chromadorea, Rhabditida, Rhabditidae.
AUGGCAUUUGCGAAUUACUCCUACGAGAUGAAGAUCAUGAAGCCUGAAUAUACUGAUACGUUUAUGAAGUUCAAAGAGGUCUACGAAACCUAUUCGACAAAGCGCCAAUUGGAAGAGGAGGCUCGGAUGAGAGAACUUGCUGUCCACCACCACCUUGGACUCAUGGUGCAGCGGUACCACCAUCACCGAUACCUGAAGCUGCCGGCACUGGGUUCGACAUCGACUUGGCUACAACGGGAAACAUUGUCGGCGUUGGGGUCGUUCAAGAAACUGGUGAUAAGCAGAAAGCAAGGUAAGUGCUCCCCUUUUCAUUUCACUUCAACUCGGAUACUCGUUCGAAUCAAUUUCUUUGAAAAGCGCCCAUCGUUAAUG